CUCCUCGCCACUUAAAAUGUCAAAAACCGUAACAAUACGGCGCCCAUCGCCCACAAAAACCUCAGAAGAGCCCGCUGCUCACCAGACUCCGAUUUUCACACAAACCGCCGCUGAAAUGCUCGGAAUUACCAGCUUGAACACAGAAGCCGCCGAAUUAUUGGAGUUUUUGUCCCGUGAAAAGCUGAAAGAAAUUGUUCGGCUCAGCGCAAAAUGGACGCAGAAAAGUGCUCGGCGCCGGAUGGCCGUGGCCGAUGUGGAACACGCGAUCCGAUCUACCCGACAGUGCGGAGGCCUCAAUAUUUCCAGCGUUGACACUCUGAAUCUCGGAAUUCAGCAACUUCAACCGAUUCAGGGGACCUCGACGGGGAUCUACUCGUUUUUGAAAUCGUCUGCCGACGUGGACGUUGAUAAGGAGGAUACGGAGACUUUUAUCAAGAUUCCCAGGGAUUUGAGAGUGAUUUCCUACCCACUUGUCAAUGAAGGACAGCCGGUUCAAUCCGAGUACACGGUCAAUGUAGACGAAGAUGACGGAAACUUUUUCGAGAAAAUUGUGCCCGAAGUGAUGACGAUGAUUCCUGAGAAAAACACACCGAGCUCCUCGACCACGUCGAGUCUUCAAAUGUUCCGUGACGCUGUAAAAACUGCAAAAAUCGACCAAAAAGUCGGCCUGAAGCCGUCGACGAUCGAAAUUUUGACCGUUGAGCAGCAGAUUUUCAUGAAGGAUAUUAUUACGGUGUGCAUGGGACAAGAUGACAAGAAACGCCACGAGGCACUGUAUACACUGGAGACUGACGCUGGAUUACAGGUCUUCCUACCGCACCUAACCGAACGAAUAUGCAAAUCAAUCUCGGCUAACAUCUCACAACGCUGUCUAUCACUUAUUAUCUAUGCCGGACGUGUUUUACGGUCCCUAAGCCACAAUAAGGCCUGUGACAUGACUGUUACGCUUCAUCACGUGCUCCCAGCCCUCCUAAGCUGCUGUGUCGGCCGGAAUAUGUGUCUGCGACCGGAAACCGACAAUCACUGGGCGCUAAGGGAUUUUUCGGCGAAAACGCUCGUCGGAUUGGUUCGAGACCAAGUGGACAAACACGACGCCGGCCGUACCGCCCGUCGCCUUUUCGAUUUUUCGCAUCGAAUUUUUCGCGACACGGGCUCCUCGUUCUCGAUGAUCUACGGAACCGUCCAUAUCCUUCAGGAAUUCGUGGCGGGACCCAAAAAAGCCGCUUGGCUGCUCACGGAGCUCGGCGAGACGAAUGCGCGGUGCAAAUCGCACAUCGAGUCGGGCUCACGGAUCGGAGCAUCGCAACUGUCGAUUCAGGAGGCUCAGAAGCUUAAUCAGCAGAUUUUGAAAUGUGAAAAUUCCAUCCGAAAUCGCUACAAUCUACAGCAACAGGCUCCCGGAGUACCCAUAAAUCGACGAUUUCAUUGAAAAUUAAAAUUUUAUCCAAUUUUAACAAUAAAUUCAACAAAAAAGUCUC
Caenorhabditis elegans is the source of this 1478-nucleotide messenger RNA. RefSeq names its product Transcription initiation factor TFIID subunit 6 (gene taf-6.1). Bases 17 to 1429 code for a protein of 470 amino acids. The record is from RefSeq and is marked reviewed. Lineage: Eukaryota; Metazoa; Nematoda; Chromadorea; Rhabditida; Rhabditidae. Gene Ontology annotation, biological process: transcription initiation at RNA polymerase II promoter; positive regulation of DNA-templated transcription. The transcript has 8 exons. Gene Ontology annotation, cellular component: SAGA complex; transcription factor TFIID complex; SLIK (SAGA-like) complex. Gene Ontology annotation, molecular function: protein heterodimerization activity; RNA polymerase II general transcription initiation factor activity.